AUGGUUGAAAGUGAAGAAGGGGCUUCGUUGUCGGAACAGCUUUUGGAAUCUUCCAGAAGAAAUAAUACUGAAUUAUUACUUUCUAUUAAAUCAGCCCUUGGAAACGACCAGGUGAAGCUUUCUGAAUUGAUCAAUCUGACCCAUGAAGUGAUCACCAAUAACUCACCUUUACACAUAGCCUGUCAUUCGGGCCAUUGGGAGUUCAUUGACAUCAUUUUGGACAUUGAGGGGGUUGAAAUUGAUCCGGCUAACCGCGAAGGUGAUACUCCAUUGCAUGUUGCAGUGAGGUAUUCUGCUGACGAGCCAGAACAUGGAACUUUUGUAGUUGAUGGUAUGUUAGAUGCUGGGUCGGAUCCACGGAUAAAGAACAAGCACGGCUUGAAACCUAUCGAUUACGUGAAUAAGGAUAAUGAUAAGUUACGUGAUUUAUUGGAAAGUGCCGAAUAUGCCAUUUCUAUGGAAAUUCCACCAGAACAACAAUUACAAAAUGGAGACGAUGAAGAUGAUGAAGGAUCUGCUUCAGACUCUGAUUGA
Molecule: messenger RNA, 534 nt
Organism: [Candida] anglica
Lineage: Eukaryota; Fungi; Ascomycota; Pichiomycetes; Serinales; Debaryomycetaceae
Source: the annotation of a GenBank genome assembly